Messenger RNA from Protopolystoma xenopodis, 342 nucleotides. Lineage: Eukaryota; Metazoa; Platyhelminthes; Monogenea; Polystomatidea; Polystomatidae. The record is from the annotation of a GenBank genome assembly.
AUGCUCAGACGUACAUCCUGCAAACCGGAGUCGUCACUUACCCAGUUUGCACUAGCUCCAGGCAAGUCUAAAUGCAGAUCAGGCCAAAUAGCAUCGAGCCUUAUGAAAAAGGAACAUGCCGGUAAAUUGAGAUCGCAUCACAAUGCUCAUCGUUUCCUGCAUCUUUGGUCCAGUCCGACCGUGAAUCCUGACGACGUCUGCACGGAAAGCGUGGCGCGGGAAAGAGUGAGGAAACUGAUCCCCGUCUGCUUGAAAUGGAAAGUGGAAAGUAUUUCGCGAUCUCGAAUAUCAUCUUCAAAUUUCACCAAAGGCAUAGCAGCACUUGGACGCUGGUUGAAAUAG